AAGUUUCAACUGGCAGACCUGCCAUAAUAACCUUACCCUCGCGGGCACGCGCCCACCCAGUAAAUAGUCUCCAAGGCACCAUUCCGAAAAUUAGACUUUACUCUUAUCGUAUUCAAAUCAUGUUUGAAUCCCCUUUAAAAUCAAAUGCACGGAACGCUUGGUCAGAGAGCCAGGAGGAGUUGAGCGAGACGGAACCGGUGUCGCCCGUGAGUAAAGGAAACCGUGGGAAGAAGAAGAAAAACAGAAGGCAACAACCACAACAACAAAAAAACGAGAAACGCUCGGUCUCAGCUCCCCAGCUUUGCGGGGAGGAGUCGUUUGAUCGGGAAAAUGAGCAGUCAGAGAAACGGUACACCGAUUACGACGAACCGAUAGUGAGAGGGAUAUUUCAAAUAGGGAAGAAGAGUCACGACGUCCUUCUGACAUCGAUGAGGGUUACAUGGAGUCCUAUUCAGCCAGAGACCCCUACAGGUCAGUCCGAAACUCUGAGGAGGACAGAGUACGUGGAGCUGAAGGAUGUGUUUGGAGUGAAGGUGAAGAGACGUCGUUCUGCGGGCCAGGAGACAGGGGGCACUCUCCUGGGCAUCACUCUGUUCCAGUGUAAGAAGAAGGGACCCAAGCUGAAGGACCAUGCCAUUCACUUCAACAACAUGAGCGUGGACCACUGUGAGAUCUGGUUCAAAAAACUUAAGGAGAUACUCAGUGGUUUCCAGAACAGGCCCAAGUCCCUGAAGGUGUUUGUGAACCCUGCCAGUCAUAAGAAAGAGGCCUACCAGAUCUACAGAGAUGAUGUGGCACCCCUCUUUCAGCUAGCAGACAUCAAAGCUGAUGUGACCAUCACUGAAAGAAAGGGCCACGCUCUCUCUGUUCUGAAAGAAUCCAACUUGGACGGAUAUGAUGGGGUUGUGGUUGUCGGUGGGGAUGGCUCGGUGGCCGAGGUGGCCCAUGGGCUGUUGCUCCGGGCCCAGAUGGAUGCAGGCAGGGACACAGACUCCAUGUUCACGCCUGUCCGAGCAACACUUCCUCUAGGGCUAAUACCAGCAGGGUCCACUGACGUGGUGGCCUGUUCUGUCCAUGGCAUACGGCAUCCUGUUACUGCUGCAAUGCACAUCAUCAUGGGACACCAUCAGGAGGUAGAUGUGUGUAGUUUCAGUUGUCUGGGUCGCCUUCUGCGUUUCGGCUUCUCCGCCAUGUUUGGUUUCGGCGGGCGGACGCUGGCCUUGGCAGAGAGGCAUCGCUGGAUGCCACCCGGGCAGAGACGGGAGUUUGCCGUGAUCAAAACGCUGGCAAACCUCAAGCCUGAAGACUGUGAGUUGUCCUAUCUUCCUGUGAAGAAGGUCCAGACUGAAACGCUGGAUCCAGUAAAAAAAGAGUACUUAAAGGACGACAUGGAAGAGGAAGAGUCGUGGACGACCACCCGGGGUCUGUUCCUCAAUGUCAGCAUCAUGGCCAUCCCUUGUCUCUGCUCUAUGGCCCCCAGGGGCCUGGCCCCUAACACCAGACUGAACAAUGGCAGCAUGGCCCUGAUCACAGCAGGAAACACUUCCAGGGCAGAGUUUAUCAAACACCUGAAGAGAUACAACAGUGUAAACAAUCAGUUUAGUUUCUCCUUCGUGGAGACGCAGACAGUGAGGGCUGUGAGGCUCCGCCCCCGCUCUCAGAGCAGCUGGUCUGAUGACAUCGCUGAGGACAAUGGAGAGUAUGACUCUAAGAACGCGCCCAUCAUCUCCUCCGAGGGGGCCUACCCCUGGAACGUAGACGGAGACCUACUGGAGGUGCCCUCAGAGCUGCUCAUCAGGUUACAUCCUCAACUCCUGACCCUGUUUGGAGUGUACAUCGAGGAGGCAGAGGAGGCACACAUCAAGUGCAGCUGCAUUUAACACUGUAUGUAGAGCAGAAUCGAUACCUUUUAAAGCUGUCUAAAGGGUGGAUGAGUCUAUACACAUAUCAACCUCCACUGGCAUUGCCACAGAAUGUAACAUAGUCUUUCCUAGUGUGCUUUACAAGAAACUGUCUUCAGUGUAUAGACUGUCUACAAGAGAGGAGCUUUUACACACAACCUAAAACUAUGUAUGUAGGGGUUGUCGAUACGCACAACCUCCGUUUGCACUAUCACUGAAUGUCACCUACAGGCUUUACUACUGUACAUCUUUGAAUGUUAGACGUCAAAUAACCAAAUGGAGGACAGACAGGCACAUUAAAUAGAAAAGGUUGAUUUAUAUUAAAGCAAAGACAACAUAAUAAUACAUUCCAGUGCACGAUUACAUCAAUUAUCAGACCAAAGUGAAAUGUGUUGACAAACAAAAUGUUAUCUGUCCAUUUUUACACGCCACACACGUAUUUAUUAAAAAUAAAAAAUUAUUUCAAUUUA
Oncorhynchus gorbuscha (pink salmon) is the source of this 2371-nucleotide messenger RNA. RefSeq names its product ceramide kinase-like (gene cerkl). The coding region runs from base 120 to 1880 and encodes 586 amino acids. Lineage: Eukaryota; Metazoa; Chordata; Actinopteri; Salmoniformes; Salmonidae. The transcript is spliced from 13 exons. Gene Ontology annotation, molecular function: kinase activity. The record is from RefSeq and is a predicted model, not a curated record.